Gymnogyps californianus (California condor) is the source of this 3884-nucleotide messenger RNA. RefSeq names its product neutral cholesterol ester hydrolase 1 (gene NCEH1). Gene Ontology annotation, cellular component: membrane. Bases 1 to 1227 code for a protein of 408 amino acids. Gene Ontology annotation, molecular function: carboxylic ester hydrolase activity. The record is from RefSeq and is a predicted model, not a curated record. NCBI's taxonomy places the organism in Eukaryota, Metazoa, Chordata, Aves, Accipitriformes, Cathartidae. The transcript is spliced from 5 exons.
AUGCGGGCCGCCUGGGUGCUGCUGACGGCGCUGGCCGUCCUGUCCGCCUACUACGUGUACCUGCCGCUGCCCGGCACCGUGUCGGACCCCUGGAAGCUGAUGCUGCUGGAUGCCACCUUCCGGGCAGUGCAGCAGACGUGUCACCUGAUUCACUAUCUGAGACUCAGCCAUCACUUGAUAGUUUUGAAUUAUUUGAUUUGUACCUUUGACAAGCUGAAGUCUGUCUCCUCUGAAGACAUUAACAUCACGGAUGCUGUUUUUGAUGGUGUGGAAGUCAGAGUGUUUGAACCUCCUGCGAAGCGAGAUGAAAGGCUCAAGCGCAGCGUUGUUUACAUCCACGGAGGGGGCUGGGCCUUGGCAAGUGCAAGAACGAGCCUUUAUAACAAUCUCUGCAGAAUCAUGGCUGAAUCUCUCAAUGCUGUAGUUGUCUCAGUUGAAUACAGGCUAGUACCAGAGGUGUGCUUCCCCGAGCAAUUCCAUGAUGCUCUUCGUGCUACCAAGCAUUUUUUGCAGCCUGAUGUCUUAGCUGAGUAUUCAGUUGACCCAAGUCGAAUUGCAAUUUCUGGCGAUAGUGCGGGAGGAAAUUUGGCAGCUGCGGUGUGUCAGCAGCUUAGCAAAGAUGAGCAUUUGACCAUCAGACCAAAACUGCAGGCCUUAAUUUAUCCAGUCCUUCAGGCGUUUGACUUCAAUACACCUUCUUAUCAGCAGAACAUGAAUAUGCCCGUUCUUCCUCGUUAUGUCAUGAUCAACUAUUGGAUAGAUUAUUUCAAUGGUAAUUAUGACUUGGCUCACUCACUGCUGAUAAACAACCACACUGCUCUUGACGUUGGCCAAGCUCUCUCUUUCAGAGGACGUCUGAACUGGACAUCCCUACUGCCUUCAUCGUUCAAAAAGAACUACAAGCCUGUAAUACAAACCACAGGCAAGGCUGAAAUCAUCCAGGAGAUACCAGCGCUGCUUGAUGUACGAGCAGUCCCUCUCCUUGCAGAAAAUGAAACUCUGCAGCUGCAGCCAAAGACUUACAUCCUGACCUGUGAGAAUGACGUCCUGCGAGAUGACGGGGUGAUGUACGCCAAGCGCUUGGAGAACGCCGGCGUGGAAGUCACGCUCGAUCACUUCGAUGACUGCUUUCAUGGCUGUAUGAUAUUCACCAUUUGGCCUACUGAUUUCUCAGCGGGCAUUCAGACCAGGAACAGCUAUAUAAAAUGGCUGGAUGAAAACCUUUGAAGAGAGAGUCUCUCUAGAAGACACAGGGUGUGCAACUCUGGUGUCUGUUCUUGCUAAAGAGCAAACAAUGAAAAAGUGCACUUUCACCUGCAGCUGCUGGGGGUUACAGACCACUAACUACAGCAUUCCCUGGUUCGAUUGGCCUUGCCCGGCAAAGUAUUUUGAGAAAUACUUUUUCAAAGUUUGAUUCCCCCCCACCCCCCUUCUUUCAGAUGAUAAUUGCCAAACAUAGAAAUGUUGAGCAAGGAGAUCAGCAUUCCUGUAGCAUUCUUGACUGGCUGCAACUUUCCAGCUUUGACUCUUAAUUAGGCACAAAGGCCACAAUUUUCAAAUGAUGUGAAGUAAAGCCAAACACCUACAUCUACAUCUGGUUAUGUAAAAAUGGGAGCUAGUUUUCAACAGUGGUGAGCACUCUCAUCUUUGGCAGCAGAGCCAUGCAUUUGAAUGUCAAGCAUGGAUUUAGGUGUUGGCUUUUAGGCACGUAGACAAAUGGCUCGUUUAAAUUUUAAAAAAAAAAAAAAGCUCUUCUAGGCAGUUAGGAUGAUGCUAGACAAGUCUCAUCACCAAACAUGUAAUUCAGCUUUGGAAUUUGGUCUCUAUUGCCUUUUAGUUAUUUAUAUUUUAUAAAAGCACAGGACUAAAUAUAUUUUCAAUAAAAAGUAUUAGAGCAUACAUACAAAUAUGUAGGAUAAAAAUUAUGUGUAGCAGCAGAAUCCAGGUUGCUUAUGUGAGUGAACUUCAAAGCUGACUACUUAUUUGGCUAAAGAGGGUGACUUCAUCUGUGUUUAAAACCUCAGUUGUAUGACCUCCUUACAGAAAAUACUGAGCUUACUUAAAACAAUCUGCUGUGUGGUUUGCACUAAUGUUUGUAAUUAAUAGUAGAAGUUUUUGUUCAUUGACUUUUCUUUUGUGCUUGUAGUGUUUAUUAUAUUUCAUGCUUCCUGGAAGGAGGGAAGCAAGCAAACAGAAGUGGGCUCUAAUUUAUGCGGAAGAUUUAAAUCUGAGCUUUGCAGCUAAACUUUGUCUGUCUUGUAGACUGACUCAAAACACUAGGUAAGAUGAUCUCGCUAUUGUGCAACAAAUCUCUACAGUUUGAGCCAGUCUGUAAAAUGCAGACAAGCAGGACAGGGAAGUGAAACCACUUGUGACAGUGUAUAUUGUCCAGGAUGCUUACGGCUUGCAGAAAUGAAGGUUGUGUCAAAAGCCCAGCCUUUCUAGGUGAAGAGGAGAGAGUGGCUGACCCGUGACUAAACCAAUGGAUUAAAUUCAUCCUCAGCUUUACCACAGACUUCCUGCAGGACCCCAGGAGAACAACUUAAUCUCCUUAUGCCUCACUUUCUUUUUCUGCAGGAGAGGGAGUAGUAAUUUCCUACCUCACAAAGGAGCUGUGAAGCUGAAUUCACAGGCAUUGGUGAAGCACACGGAUGUGACGGUGACUGGCAGGCACUGAACAGAUCCCGUAGCUUUUAACUUUCCAUCCUUCUCCAAUAGCUGGCUCCGCGCAGCCUGUCCCAGCUGCUAGGCUGCGGGUCCUCUGGGGCAGGUAGCUUAUCUUUGUCCUGGCUCCUGUGAAAAUACCAUAAGGUGAGGAGCCUUGGCCAUUGGGAGAUCAUGACAAAGGCUUUCAUUUCAUUAAAGCGUUUCUUAUGGCAGGAUUCUGAAAAGUUUUGGGUUUUUUUUUUUUUUUAAAAAAAGGUACUGGUAGAUCAAACUGCCUUCUGUCAUUUAAAACAUAUACAGACCAGUCCACUUUCACUGGUAUUUAAAUUAAAUAAGAGAAUGGCUUUGAAUCAUUGCUUCCUAGAAACAUCAGGUUGUUAACGUGGUUGUAUGUAUUAAGAGAAGCUAUUAAUGAGACAGGGCCUCGAUGUGGGCUCAGUCAUGCAGGCUGAAACUCAUUUCUGAGCAUAGGUUCACACAGAGGUCACAAGCCAAAGCUUUUUCAACAGUGGGUCAGAUUCUUCUUCCAUUUAGACCGUUACAAAGACUCGGUGGAAUUAGAGCAGCAGAGUGAUAAUCUGAAUCAGAUUUUGAUCAAGAUAUCCAAUUGACACUGCAGAAGAAUUCAAACUCUUUUCCUGGAUUUAAACCCUCUUUCCUCUUUCCCCCAUAAACACAACUUCAGUAGAUAUAAUUUACACUUAAAACAGACAGCAACCAGAGUUAUGUCCAUUCUGAAGACAAAUUACUACUCUUGUAAGGUCUGCUCCAGGGUCCUUUCCACUGUAUGGAGACAGCUCCAUUUACUUGACUUUAGACCAUGACUUAGAGUCAAAAAAUAUCAUUACGCUGAGUUGUAACAACAGGCUUCUUCCUGGCUUUCCCACUUAAGAGUAAACCUAUGUCAGAAAAGAUGUAAUUUAUAUCCACCUGCUGUCAUUAAAAGAUAGUAGUAACUGUAGUACUGGGAAGAAAGUGGUUAAUAUUCCUAUAAAUUCUAUAAUAAUUAAGUUUGCCUGAGAGCUGUCUGCAAAGCUUUAGACCAGCAUUUGUUUGUAGCUGUUAUAAAUAUCUGCUAUGAAGCUAUAAUAUAAUUGCUGCUGUUUUUGUUUUUUUUUUUUUUUAACUGAAAUGAAAUGGGAGAGCUGGAAUACAUGUUCAUGGUGUUGGUUGUAAAUUUCCUUCAUGCACUGAAGCACAUUAAAAUCUUGGCACAA